Messenger RNA from Fukomys damarensis (Damara mole-rat), 2368 nucleotides. RefSeq names its product BLOC-1 related complex subunit 5 (gene Borcs5). Lineage: Eukaryota; Metazoa; Chordata; Mammalia; Rodentia; Bathyergidae. Gene Ontology annotation, biological process: positive regulation of anterograde synaptic vesicle transport; organelle transport along microtubule; lysosome localization. Gene Ontology annotation, cellular component: BORC complex; synaptic vesicle membrane; cytoplasmic side of lysosomal membrane. The transcript has a single exon. The coding region runs from base 921 to 1151 and encodes 76 amino acids. The record is from RefSeq and is a predicted model, not a curated record.
GUUUUUCAGUUAUCUUGUUUUUACUUUUUAAGCUGUUUUGUUCAAAGGUUAGAGGGCUAGAAGUGUGGUCAGUGGCAGAGGACGUGCCUAGCAGCGCCAUGCCACCCUAUAUCAGCCUGGGCUCAUGGGGCUGCCCUCUGGAAGCCCUCCUGAGGGACCUGCCCAUGGCUCUUCCCGGUUGAGUUUUAAAGAAAUAAGUAGAAGGGACCCAUUGUAAAGCAGUGGUAGAGACUGAGUGGUACUACACAGUAUUGUGGGCAUGACGCAGCAUGAACUGUUACCAAGUAUAGUGAGCUGUGUGUAGCGGUCAGUGCUGCACCUUUGGGUGGCCCCAGCGCAGUGGUGCAUUUGCACCGUUGUCACCAUGGAUACCGCCCUGGCUGCCGUGUCACCAGGUGACAGGUUCUCUAGCCCUGCUGUGCGGAGUGUUGUCUGUGGCCUGGCACUGGCCUGGUGCUGAGCCCCUGUGCUUUGUCAGUGAGGCCCUGUGGGGCAGGAAGGGUGGCUCCUGGGGCAGAGCCAGGUUCAGGUCCUGCCCUUUUUGACCCACUGAAGCCCAGGAUGCUUUUGUGUAGGACCUCUGGGUCUCACCGGUGUAAGGCGUGAAUAGCUCUGGCUCCCGAGCACAGAAGUGGGAGCAGUUGGAGUUUUUUUUGCUGCUGUUUGGCUUUUUGUUUUCUAGUGCGAGUCUGCACUGCAGAACAGUGAUGUUUCUGCAGGGGGCGGGCAGUGCAUGUGACUCUCUUGAUCACUGCCACCCCCUUGGCACCUCCCCUUGCUCCCCAUCCCAGAUGCCGUCAUGCAAGCCUCACCCCCCAGGCUCCUUCGCCUGCCCUGUGCGACUACCUCCUGCUGGACCGUGACCUUGCGAGGACUUGGGAAACACGUGUAAUGUAUUUUCCUUUUCUUGCCUUCUGCAGAUGGACCUGUCUGUAGAAACUCUCUUUAGCUUCAUGCAGGAGCGCCAGAAAAGAUACGCCAAAUAUGCCGAGCAGAUCCAGAAGGUCAACGAGAUGUCCGCCAUCCUGCGCCGCAUCCAGAUGGGCAUCGACCAGACAGUGCCCCUGAUGGAGCGGCUCAACAGCCUGCUGCCCGAGGGCGAGCGCCUGGAGCCCUUCAGCAUGAAGCCAGAGCGGGAGCUCAGGCUGUAGGACCCGCCUUCUGCGAGGGCCAAAGGCCACGGUGCUGGUACGAGGAUGUGACGCUGAGCCCGGUCCCACAGUGUUGCGGUGCAGUCUGAGCCUGGCUGCAGGUCCUCCCUGCAGCACAGGAAGCCAAGGGCCGCACGGGACCCGACUGCCACCGUGCCUGCCACCUCACACCACCCUGGGCUUGGUGAUCACCGAAACUGGAACGGCUGUCUAGUGAUGAGGGUUCUUCAAGAACCCUGCGUUGACAGCUCUUUAUUUUGCUCAUAUUUUUUUUAAUUGCAUGUGUGUAUAGUCUUAGGUACUAGAGUGAAAAUGUGGAGAGAGGGAAAACCUUUUAAUAGCUGUAUCCUCGGUGCCCUUGUGAAAUCUUAUUUAGGCCCCCUGGGUUAUGAGUUGUAAACAUAAAAGCUAACUGAAUGCAGGUCUGUGUGCUGUUGCCGUUUCCACCCCUCCAGGCCCUGCCUGGGUACCCUUCUCCACGCUGGGAGUCACCUGGAACCUGGAACGCCCCCUUUCCACCCUCGAGACUCCUGGCCCAUCGGUAACCACCUUCCUCAGUGCAGCUGAGCUCUGUUUAUCGUGGCAGCAGGGCACCUGCUUUACUGGGCCAGGGAGUGAGUGGGCCGCUGUUGCACAGCUAUUCCGUUUCCCAGCCAUGCAGGGGAUCCACGCGAGUGGACUCCGUGCCAGGACACGGAGGCAGCCUGGCCUCUCAUUUUGGAGAGAAAAAAUGCAAAAUACCGUGGAAUUUCUGGGCCGCUGGGGAAAUGCAGCAGUUUGACACCCAGAGUCUGAGUUCAGUGCCGUGAGCAUUACUGAUGUCACAGAAGCAGCAGGCGGGAAGGCGGGAAGGAGCAGCUUUGGUGGCAGGCAGAAACCUGGAGUGGCUGAGGAAGCCACAGGGCUGGGAUCCCCCUGCUGCCUCCAGCUUUGCAGGUGUCUCAGCCUUGGGUGUAUUUCUAAGGUUAAAAUAGAUCUGCUUAAUUCAGCAUGGCUCAGCUAAACUUUAUUUAAAGACUCUACUCUUGGAUCCUAAUCAUACACUACCUUGUAAGGUUCAUAGAACCCAGAAUAAAAUGUAGGACAGAAAAAUAGUUACCAGAAUGAGCAUGAAUGUUCAGACUAAGUGGGAAAGAAGUUUUAAUUUGGGGAUAGGAAAAAUUAAUGGCUUCUAGUAUUUUCUUUCCCUUUCUUCCUCUUUCUUUUUUUUUUUUUUU